This is a messenger RNA of Colossoma macropomum (tambaqui), 2244 nucleotides long. It is a transcript of the gene tmem151a, whose product is annotated as transmembrane protein 151A. The transcript has 2 exons. The record is from RefSeq and is a predicted model, not a curated record. NCBI's taxonomy places the organism in Eukaryota, Metazoa, Chordata, Actinopteri, Characiformes, Serrasalmidae. The coding region runs from base 171 to 1865 and encodes 564 amino acids.
UGCCUGUUCGCCGCAGAUUGUGCUGUCAGGAAAACAGCAACAACAUCAUGGCCUGACUUGGCUGUUUCAGAUGGGCUGAAGCUCGUCGCAGGACCGCAGGGGCGGUUUGGAGCCAGGACAUGUCUGCAGCACUGACGAAGGCGAGUGGGCAAGAGGGAAAGGACUGAAGGAUGCAAGGGGUGACGGUGAGCGGAGAGGCGCCCACCCUGACUGGGGGAGGAAGGGAGGAGCAGCGUCCCCUCAAACAGUCCUUAAGUGGCUCUCUGUGCCGGGAGUCCCAUUGGAAGUGCCUGCUGUUGACCCUGCUUAUGUACGGCUGCUUUGGCACCCUAGGCUGGUGCUCCCUGUACCGCAUCACAGUCAUGGCCUCUGAUGACCAAGGUCCUGCCUAUUACUAUGGUGACCGAGCCCGGCUCUAUCAUGACAGCCCCUGCUCCAAUGGAUAUGUCUACAUACCUGUGGCCUUUCUGGCUAUGCUCUAUGUUGUCUACCUGGUGGAGUGCUGGCACUGCUACUCCAAAACAGCCAACCUAGCUAAAGUGGAGAUCAGUCAGGUGUAUGAUCGAAUCCAGCGCCUACAGCAGGCCACACCCUGCAUCUGGUGGAAGGCCAUCAGCUAUCACUAUGUGCGGCGAACCAGGCAAGUGACACGCUACCGCAAUGGCGAUGCCUACACCACCACGCAGGUAUACCAUGAACGGGUCAACACGCAUACCUCCAGCUCUGAGUUUGACUACUUACGACAUGGCGUCAAGGACGUGUCCAAAGAGCUGCAAGGCUUGCUGGACCACCCUGUCACACGACUUCGCUUCACUAAGUGCUUCAGCUUUGCCAGCGCCCGUGCUGAGACCGCCUACCUUACACAACGAGCACGCUUCUUUGGAGACAAUGAGGGCCUGGAUGACUACAUGGAGGCACGGGAGGGCAUGCACCUGAAGAACGUUGACUUUCGAGAACACAUGCUAGCAUUUCCAGAUCCCGCGCGGCCCCCCUGGUACACACGUCGUUGGGUGUACUGGCUGGCUUCUGCUCUGCUGCUGUCCUGGCCGCUCAGGGUGGUCGCCGAAUACCGCACAGCCUACGUCCACUACCACGUGGAGAAGCUCUUUGGCGAGAAUGAGGAUGCCAGUGACAACGAUAACAGUGAGAAUUAUCGGUCAGGAUUUGAGCAUGGCACAGGAGGUCCCACUCUGCGCGUUAUAUCCCGUGUAAACACUGUGGACAUAACUGAACUGGAGUGGCACAUUCGCUGCAACCAGCAAAUAGUGCCCAGCUAUUCAGAGGCCUUGCUUAUGGACCUGGACAUGAACACUAACACACCACUGUCAGUUGCAAUGGCAGCCCAAAUGAGACGUAACUCCAGCUACUUCCUCCAGAGCUGCCCUCGUUGCCGGAGGUCCACAAGCAGCUCUUCUUUGCCCUCCUGGGCCAGAGGGAAUGUGAUAAUGGGCGCAAACUCAUUUCCAGUCAGGGCUGGAGGGAGGCUGGUUCUGAGCCGCAGCGGCCUCUCCCUGGGGCGCUUCCACUCCACCCGAAACCGCCACACCUGCCUAUUUCAUUCAAGGAGCCUUGGAGGAGGACUAGGGGGCAGAGGGGAGGAGGGAGGCGGGGGCUUUCUAGGCCUGGGGUUCCGCACAGCAGAUGAGGAGAGGAGAGGUGUACUAGAGGGGGAAGGGGAGGGGCUGGAGGAUGAAGAGAAUUGUGAGGCUGAGGAGCGAGGGCAGGGAAACAAUAGAGAGAAUAGAGAGGUCAGGGGAGAGGAGAGAGACAGGCCACCGGCCUAUCAUGAUGCUCUAUACUUUCCUGUGUUGAUCAUUCAUGGAGAAGAGAGCUGCCAUGGUGGACAGGACAUUGACACUGGAUAAUGCCGGGGACUGGUGUGUGAAAUGUAGAUUAGGAUGUGUGCAAUGGUGUUCAGGUAAGUGAACUAAAGGAAUAGAAUAGGGAGUAAGGCAGAAGACUGUUGGGCACUUACUGAGGAAAAUAAUUCAUACCCAGGGAAGAUACAAAGAUGAAAGUAAGGUGAAACCUGAAUGUUUGAUUAUUUGAAGAAAGAGAAAAUAUGUGUUUUCACCCUAUACAAGACCAGAGAGUAGCACUAAAGAACAACUCCAGUAUGAAUGAAUGUAUAGAAUAUCAUAGGGUUUAACGGAAAACAUGAUAUCCAGGUCAGUUCAUGUUCGUGCCAGCUGGCACAAAGUUGACAUGGACUGACCCGUUAGAAAAUUCUUAGAGGCAUGAAUC